AUGGAGAUCUAUGAUAAAGCCACAUACAACUCUUUAUCCGAACACCCAUUCUUUUUACUGAAUCAGUACUGGCUUGAAGAAGCUGUUCCACUGGAUCCUGGACCACAGCUGAAACAGAGUCAUGCAGGGAAGGGAAGCAAAAUAGGAAAAUGUUUGCAGCUCGUCACAGGAGACGAAGGCAAUCCGCGUUCAGACAGCCCUAUAUUCGCAUUCAUAUAUAAAUGCUGUUAUUACAGAGUUAUGCUACGGUCUGUUCCACUUGUCCUGUACAUUCUUCUGAUGGUGGGAAUUGCAGUUUCCAGAGUACUUAUCUUAGCACACUUCCCACACCAGGUGCUGGCUGGGAUCCUAGCUGGUGUGCUAUUAGGAUACAUCUUGCCACGUACCGUUCCCCAUGGCCGUGGUUUGGGAUUUUUUGCACUGGUUUCUCUGUUUCUUCUGUUCGGGGCUCUUCUUGUUUACUGGGGAAUGAGUGCAGUCGGGAUGGACCUUUCAUGGUCUAUUCUUCUAGCCAACAAAUGGUGCUCAAAAUCAGAAUGGUUACGGCCAGAGACAAGACCCUUUUCUUCUGUGACAAGGAGUGCUGGGAACGCUCUAGGAUUGGGAUUUGCCCUGAAUUGUCCACUAUUCCACAGCCUGCGUGAAAUCACUUCAGGACAACGUGAAAGAGUCAUUUGUCUGCUACUCUCUUUCCUCUUUUUGAGACUCCAGCAAUCAAUUCCACUUCCUAUAUCCCCUCCUUUGCUCUACUACUUCUUUAACUUUUUGCGCCAUUCUCUCUGUCCCCUAGUGGUCAUUAUUUUGGUCCCCUAUAUAGAAUGGCGAUUUCGCGGUGGGAACAUGCAGAAGAGAGACUGACUAGAUCUGAUGUAGAAUUCACCUGUUCUAUUUCAUGUUUUUGUUGAUGUGAAACACUGUUAUUAAAAAUUGAAUAGUUUUAUCCUUAAUUAAACACUUUAAGAGGUUA
Pseudophryne corroboree (corroboree frog) is the source of this 967-nucleotide messenger RNA. RefSeq names its product glucose-6-phosphatase catalytic subunit 3 (gene G6PC3). Gene Ontology annotation, biological process: glucose 6-phosphate metabolic process; gluconeogenesis. The transcript is spliced from 4 exons. The coding region runs from base 1 to 858 and encodes 285 amino acids. Gene Ontology annotation, cellular component: membrane. The record is from RefSeq and is a predicted model, not a curated record. Lineage: Eukaryota; Metazoa; Chordata; Amphibia; Anura; Myobatrachidae. Gene Ontology annotation, molecular function: glucose-6-phosphatase activity.